AUGGCCUUCCGAGGUGAUGCGCGAGGACGUGGCGGCUUCAGAGGUGGUGAUAGAGGAAGAGGAUCGUUUGGUGGAAGAGGUGGAGGGCGAGGUGGAUUCCAACAACAGAGCUUUGGCCCGCCUGCACAAGUCUUUGAAAUGGGCACCUUCAUCCACGCCACCGAGGGUGAGAUGGUCUGCGAGUCCGUCAACGCAAAGAUACCCUUUUUCAACGCCCCAAUAUACCUCGAGAACAAGACUACCAUAGGAAAAGUGGAUGAGAUCCUGGGACCUAUCAACCAAGUCUACUUCACAAUCAAGCCGCAAGAAGGCAUUCAAGCUACGUCGUUUAAGAAGGGUGACAAAUUCUACAUUGGAGGGGACAAGUUGCUACCACUAGAGAAGUUCUUGCCCAAACCCAAACCACCACCAGGUGCAGCAAAGGCCGGGGUGCACCUGGACGGGGAGCACCCAGAGGCAGAGGCUCGUUCGGUGGAGGUGGUCGAGGAGGUCCCAGAGGCGGGGCUCGUGGAGGAGCACCAGGAGGACGUGGCUUUUCGAGAGGAGGUGGCUUCUCUUCCAGAGGCCGUGGCAGGUUCUAAAGGAUAG
This is a messenger RNA of Fonsecaea nubica, 588 nucleotides long. RefSeq names its product H/ACA ribonucleoprotein complex subunit 1. NCBI's taxonomy places the organism in Eukaryota, Fungi, Ascomycota, Eurotiomycetes, Chaetothyriales, Herpotrichiellaceae. Gene Ontology annotation, cellular component: box H/ACA snoRNP complex. Bases 1 to 588 code for a protein of 195 amino acids. The record is from RefSeq and is a predicted model, not a curated record. The transcript is spliced from 7 exons. Gene Ontology annotation, molecular function: box H/ACA snoRNA binding. Gene Ontology annotation, biological process: ribosome biogenesis; snoRNA guided rRNA pseudouridine synthesis.